Messenger RNA from Nannospalax galili (Upper Galilee mountains blind mole rat), 1643 nucleotides. RefSeq names its product transmembrane protein 189. The transcript has 6 exons. NCBI's taxonomy places the organism in Eukaryota, Metazoa, Chordata, Mammalia, Rodentia, Spalacidae. The record is from RefSeq and is a predicted model, not a curated record. Gene Ontology annotation, molecular function: plasmanylethanolamine desaturase activity. The annotation marks the transcript as partial. Gene Ontology annotation, biological process: ether lipid biosynthetic process. Gene Ontology annotation, cellular component: endoplasmic reticulum membrane.
GAGGACGCGCCGGGCCGGGGGCCGAGGCUGGACGGAGAUGAGGCGGCGGACAGCCGGCGCUGGGGCGCGCAGCACGCUGGGGCCCGCGAGCUGGCGGCACUCUACUCGCCAGGCAAGCGCCUCCAGGAAUGGUGUUCUGUGAUCCUGUGCUUCAGCCUCAUCGCCCACAACUUGGUCCACCUUCUGCUGCUGGCCCGCUGGGACCACAUGCCUCUUGUCAUCCUGGGUGUUGUCAUGGGAGCCCUCAUCGCUGACUUCCUGUCUGGUCUGGUGCACUGGGGUGCCGACACGUGGGGCUCUGUGGAUCUACCAGUGGUGGGGAAGGCUUUCAUCCGGCCGUUCCGGGAGCACCACAUCGACCCCACGGCCAUCACGAGGCAUGACUUCAUCGAGACCAAUGGUGACAACUGCCUGGUGACGCUGCUGCCACUGCUUAACAUGGCCUACAAGUUCUGUACCCAGAGCCCAGAAACCCUGGAACGGCUGUACCCUUGGGAAUGUUUCGUCUUCUGCCUGACCAUCUUUGGCACUUUCACCAACCAGAUCCACAAGUGGUCGCACACAUACUUUGGGCUGCCACCGUGGGUGAUCUUCCUGCAGGACUGGCACAUGAUCCUACCACGGAAACACCACCGCAUCCACCAUGUGGCACCUCAUGAGACCUACUUCUGUAUCACCACAGGCUGGCUCAAUUACCCCCUGGAGAUGGUGGGCUUCUGGCGACGCCUAGAGGACAUUAUCCAAGGCCUGACUGGUGAGAAGCCUCGGGCGGAUGACAUGAAGUGGGCCCAGAAGAUCAAGUAGAUUAUCUCUAGCCCCCUGCCUGGUCGCCAGCCUUCCCCGGCCUAAACUGAAGCCAUCUGCCAAAUUCCAGCCUCUUUGACCUGCCUCUCCAGUGGAGAGGAGUCCCCUGGGCUGGGCCCCGGGCGCCCCCAGCCCACACCCAGUGACACAGACUACUUGAGCUACGAAGUUUUCGGUUCCUCUUUUCCUGUUCUUUCCUUGGGCCCUCCCGGCUGCUUGGAAGCCAAGUCUAACUGCAGAAGAGGAACCAGCCCCAUCCCAAGCACCUGCCUACUGCCCAGCCCUGGCUGGCAUGAGGGCCUCUGACUCACUUGGUCUGUUGGACCCAGUGAUCCAGGGUGCCUCCAGGACACUCAUAUGUGCCUGGAUAAUCAUCCUCACUCAGCCCUACAAACUGACCUGCCUGGGGGGCCUGGGUGGGCAGACCGCCCCAGCAGCCACCCAAGGAUGGCAGAGCUGGGCAAGGGUCCAUGACAGCUAACGGCAGAGGCUAGAAUCCCCACCUGUGUCUGGACACCCCCUUCUCACCCACACUUCUGCCCACAUGUCCAGCCAUACCUGAGUUCUCCCUGUGAAGGUGUCUUUAUGGGGCAUGGCCCUUGCAACAGGGUUUGGUCAUUUGGGGAGGGGAUGCUGUGUCCCUUCUGGCCAGUGUGUGAGAAAAAACAAGUAGGGCUUUUUUUAUUUUUGGUCGUUUUUUUUUUUAAAGGUGCUUGCUUGUCAAUGUAAAUAAUAGAAAGCCUUAAUAUCUUUCUGUAACAUGGAGUAAUAUUUUAAGGUCAUGUUUUGGAUGUAUAUAAUAUAUUUAUAACAAAGCAGGAAGAGCCUACUUAACCUAA